This is a messenger RNA of Recurvomyces mirabilis, 777 nucleotides long. RefSeq lists its product as uncharacterized. Bases 1 to 777 code for a protein of 258 amino acids. The record is from RefSeq and is a predicted model, not a curated record. Lineage: Eukaryota; Fungi; Ascomycota; Dothideomycetes; Mycosphaerellales; Teratosphaeriaceae. The transcript has 2 exons. Gene Ontology annotation, biological process: signal transduction; protein phosphorylation. Gene Ontology annotation, molecular function: ATP binding; protein kinase activity.
AUGUCGUUCUCGACCGGCUCGGUAGGUGGUUCUGCCAGAAGACAAGGCGAGCCUUUCCUGCAAAUUGAAGACUGGCGGCCCCAAGGAGUCCAGAAAUGUAUCGCAUUCUCCGGUAGAAGUUUUGUCGGGCUCAUGGAAGGAGGACUCACCGUGCUGAAGUAUCCCCAUUUCAAGAGCCGAGAUGCAAUGCAAGACCUGCAAGAAGAAGCAGAUCGCUACCACCGGCUCGGACCGCACGAAAAUCUCGUCGCUCUUGAGUCUAUCAACGAAGAUGGGUUGCUCUUCGAAUUUUGCGAAAGAGGACAGCUACGCGACGUCAUUCCGACCCUAUCCGAGCAUCAAAAGAACACAAUUGCACAGCAGAUCACUCUCGGCUUGAUACACCUCCACGAGCGAAGAUUCAUUCAUUGUGAUCUUACCGUUAACAACAUCUUCAUCACUGCCGAAACGCACGCAAGAAUCGGAGAUAUCCAGGGGCAACUUUAUCGAUUCGACGGGUCUAUUGAAUUACCUACCAUGUCGCAAGAGAAUGCAAAGUCGCGUCAUCCGUUUGCGGGUGAAGAUGAGUUCUCGUCACCUUUCCCAGAUCUGGACGAACAUACGGACGGAGAUGUCAUUCAGGAGAAAUAUCGGGCUGGAGACUAUCCCAUCAUUUUCACUGAAGCCAUCGGCAUGGACAAAAUCAUCAAUAAAUGUUGGAACUCGAAGUACGACAGUGCCAAUCAGAUUUUGGACGACAUGGUCGAGCUCUACGCGGCUGAACCAAAGCUUUCGUGA